AGCGCUAAACCAAAAGAGAGAGAAACCAAAAAAGAUUCGAACAAAACGCAAAAACCCUAAGAAGAGCUCACGGUAUUAUAAUCGCCGUCGAUUUCUCAAUCCCUCACCGGUGAUUCUCACGCCGGUGAAACGUGUACCAUUAUUAGCCUGUAAUAGAUAGAUAGAUAGAUAGAGAUUUGUUUAGGUAAAUUUUUCCUAGAAGAAUCAUGUAUAGAGAAAGAGGUACGGCGAAUUCGAGACCUGAGGUUGUAGAUCGUAAACGGAUCAACGACGCUCUCGAACGUCCUUCUCCGUCAACGUCUCGUAAAGUUAACGGUAAAGGCAAAGGAACCGUUACGGCGGCGACGGCGAAUUUGAUGGGGAAGAAGCAGCAGCAGCAGCAGUCGAAUGACAGCCAUAGUAGAGAUUCGCGUUCUGCUUCUCUCUCUAAGAACAAUAAUGUUUCUGACGAUGAAUCAGAUACAGAUAGUGAGGGAUCAGAUGUUAGUGGGUCUGAUGGAGAGGACACUUCAUGGAUAUCUUGGUUCUGUAAUCUACGAGGGAACGAGUUCUUUUCUGAAGUUGAUGACGAUUACAUUCAAGAUGACUUCAACUUGUGUGGGCUCAGCAGUCUAGUUCCUUACUACGAGUACGCUCUUGAUUUGAUCUUGGAUGUUGAAUCUUCUCACGGAGAGAUGUUUACAGAGGAACAGAAUGAGUUGAUCGAGUCAGCUGCGGAGAUGCUUUAUGGACUGAUUCAUGCUCGUUACAUAUUGACAAGCAAAGGAUUGGCUGCUAUGCUAGACAAGUAUAAAAACUAUGACUUUGGAAGAUGUCCAAGAGUUUACUGCUGUGGCCAACCUUGUCUUCCCGUUGGCCAAUCCGAUUUACCUCGAUCUAGCACAGUGAAGAUAUAUUGCCCAAAAUGUGAAGAUAUUUAUUACCCACGUUCGAAGUAUCAAGGCAACAUUGAUGGAGCUUACUUUGGGACAACAUUUCCACAUCUGUUCUUGAUGACUUAUGGGCACCUGAAGCCACCAAAGGCAACACAAAACUAUGUUCAAAGAGUGUUUGGGUUCACACUACACAAGCCGUGAAGGAAGUUUUAAAGACAGAAUCCCAAGAAACAAGAUCAUGGCUUUGGAUUGGAAGAAAAAUGAAAAAAAAAAAAAAAGAGAAACAAAAAGCAUUGUAAUCACCAAAGGUGAAGAGAGCUGUCAUGGCUCUAUUUGUCUUGAGGUACAUACACAUUUGAAGCAAUCAGAAGCAUGGUUAGAAGGAAAGAAAAAACCCAAAACCUUUUGAUGAGUUUGUUAAACUUGAACCUGUAUUUUUCUACGCUUUCCUUAUUAUUAAUGUCAUCUGAUAUCAGAGAAAUAAUCAUAUGUCAUAAAAUUGCUCUCUUUUAGCUAUAUUUUAGAUUAUAUUUUUUUCCUCCGAA
Messenger RNA from Camelina sativa (false flax), 1420 nucleotides. RefSeq names its product casein kinase II subunit beta-1. The record is from RefSeq and is a predicted model, not a curated record. Gene Ontology annotation, molecular function: protein kinase regulator activity. NCBI's taxonomy places the organism in Eukaryota, Viridiplantae, Streptophyta, Magnoliopsida, Brassicales, Brassicaceae. Gene Ontology annotation, cellular component: cytoplasm; protein kinase CK2 complex.